Messenger RNA from Notolabrus celidotus (New Zealand spotty), 1955 nucleotides. RefSeq names its product ATPase H+ transporting V1 subunit H (gene atp6v1h). Gene Ontology annotation, molecular function: proton-transporting ATPase activity, rotational mechanism. NCBI's taxonomy places the organism in Eukaryota, Metazoa, Chordata, Actinopteri, Labriformes, Labridae. The transcript is spliced from 14 exons. Bases 176 to 1630 code for a protein of 484 amino acids. Gene Ontology annotation, biological process: proton transmembrane transport. The record is from RefSeq and is a predicted model, not a curated record. Gene Ontology annotation, cellular component: vacuolar proton-transporting V-type ATPase, V1 domain; lysosomal membrane.
UCUAACUUCUCUGUGUUUACUCAGGAGUAUGGACUGUAUGAAGUCAGGCUGUAGUUCAUGUGACUGUCACAUGACAGAGCGUGACGCCGUGUUGUAGUCAGUCAGCUGUUCACACAGUGAGAAGCUAGGGGGAGUUGAAAACAUAGUCACAUAAACUGUACUAGAUCAUUUCAAGAUGGAUAUCCGCGGGGCUGUGGACGCUGCAGUCCCCACCAACAUCAUCGCCGCAAAGGCAGCUGAGGUGCGGGCCAACCUGGUCAACUGGCAGUCCUACCUGCAGAGUCAGAUGAUCUCUGCAGAAGACUGUGAAUUCAUCAAAAAGUUUGAGGUGGCCAGCUCUGAGGAGAAGCAGGUCAUUCUCUCCAAAGAAGGACACCAGUGUGCAAAGACCUUUCUGAACCUGAUGGCUCACAUCUCCAAGGAGCAGACGGUGCAGUACAUCCUGACUCUGAUUGAUGACACUCUGCAGGAGAACCAUCAGCGGGUGAGCAUUUUCUUUGACUUCGCCAAAAAGACGAAGAACACCGCCUGGUCCUACUUCCUCCCCAUGCUGAAUCGUCAGGACCUUUUCACCGUCCACAUGGCAGCGAGGAUCAUCGCUAAGCUGGCUGCCUGGGGCCGUGAUCUGAUGGAGGGAAGUGAUUUGAACUACUACUUCAACUGGAUCAAAAGUCAACUCAGUUCACAGAACCUUCAUGGUACAGGUCCAGAAUCAAGCUCAGGAGCAGGAACAAUUUCCCCCAGUGAAAGCUCUCAGUAUGUCCAGUGUGUUGCCGGUUGCCUUCAGCUGAUGCUGAGGGUCAAUGAGUAUAGGUUUGCCUGGGUGGAGGCUGAUGGAGUCAACUGCAUCACAGCCGUGCUCAGCAACAAGUGCGGCUUCCAGCUCCAGUACCAGAUGAUCUUCUGCGUCUGGCUCCUGGCCUUCAGUCCUCAGCUCUGUGAGCAGUUGAGACGCUACAACGUGGUGCCCGCUCUGUCCGACAUCCUGCAGGAGUCUGUCAAGGAGAAGGUCACUCGAAUCAUUCUGGCUGCCUUCAGGAACCUCCUGGAGAAAUCAGCGGAGAAGGAGACUCGUCAGGAGUAUGCUCUGGCGAUGAUUCAGUGCAAGGUGCUGAAGCAGCUCGAGAACCUGGAGCAGCAGAAGUACGAUGACGAGGACAUCACGGAGGACAUUAAGUUCCUGCUGGAGAGGCUGGGAGAGAGUGUGCAAGAUCUCAGCUCAUUCGACGAGUACAGCUCUGAACUCAAGUCUGGCCGUCUGGAAUGGAGUCCGGUGCACAAGUCUGAGAAGUUCUGGCGUGAGAACGCUGUCCGCCUGAAUGAGAAGAACUAUGAGCUCCUCAAGAUAUUGACGAGGCUGUUGGAGGUAUCUGAUGAUCCUCAAGUCAUCGCAGUGGCAGCUCAUGACAUUGGAGAGUAUGUGCGACAUUAUCCACGCGGAAAACGGGUGAUUGAGCAGCUGGGUGGAAAACAGCUUGUGAUGAAUCAUAUGCACCACGAGGAUCAGCUUGUCCGCUAUAAUGCCCUGCUGGCUGUGCAGAAGCUCAUGGUCCACAACUGGGAGUACCUGGGGAGACAGCUCCAGUCCACUGAUCAGCAGCAGGCUCCAGCCGUGGCAGCUCGCAGCUGAACUGUUACCGUGCAUGGAUGUUUGUGUAUCACUGUGUGGAUGAGUGUGUAUUGUCUGUAUAUUGUACUUCACCAUUUUAAUAAUCAGGGCUUCAUUCUGUGUAAUGAAUUGAAACUCAGCGCGGUGUAGUUUCCUCCCCCCACCUUCCAGCCGGAUUAUCCUUGAUAUGUGUUGAUUUGAUCGUUGUGCUCCGUGUUGUGCCCUCAGCUCAGUGAUGUGUGGUGAUUGAAGAUUGAAGUCCGUGAAAAUGUACAAAACUGCAAGUUAUUUAAGUCUUAAGUGUAAAACAUUGUAUGUAUCCCAAUAAAGAUGCUUCUCUAAUGUG